UUUAAAAUAUAAUAUAAUUUGACAAUAUUUUGUUUACUCUUUUAAAAGAUAUCAAAUAUAAAAUAACACAAUCCUAUUGGUUGGUGAACGUCUCUAGGUGAACCCAAGAAUAGGUCUCUCUUAGAUACUCCAUCCGUUUCAUUUUAAUUAUCGUUCUAGGUUUAUGCAUACAGAUUAAUAAAACAUAUGAUUUUGUAUAUUUCUAAAAUAAAAUCACAAUUACCAAUACACCUAACCAUAUUUAAACCAAUAGAAAAAUAAAGUAGAUAAUCUUCUUAAUAAAUUUUGCAUUGAAACACUAAAACGACACUUAUUAUGAGACAAAAUUUUUUCGCUACAACGACAUUUACAUCAAAACGGAGGGAGUAUUCAUUAUUUAGCAGAAAUAUUAUUCUCUUUCGAUCCAAAAAAGCAGAAAUAUUAUUUUCUGUGUUUCACAAAGAGUGACACUUCGACAUUUUUUACACAUAUUAAAAAACUGAUUAAAAUGCAUUUAUGUUUUCAUUAAUGUCAUUUAUUUAACCAAUAACAUUUUAGAUAAAUAAAUUUAUUCAUAAAAUCAAUGCAUUUUACAAUUAACAUUGAGUUAAAAAUAAAUAUAAAUCGAAUUAAAAUUAUAGAAUGAUAGUUUUAUGUAACACAAAAAAUUCUGAAGUGACACUUAAUACGAAACAAAUAAAAUAUAAUCUAUGAUGGGAUUGAGAACUAUUGAACAUCAAGACAUCACAUCUAAUCUCAUAUGCCACGUGAACUAUUCCAUAAAGAAUGUCAUUAAGUUUAUAUAAAAUAUAAUUAAUCAAUCUUAGAAGUUUAGUUGAAAAAUCAAACAAAAAUAACUUUAGGUUUAGAGUAAUUUCGUGUUUUUACAUUUAUUCUUUAGAUAUUUUUUAAUAAAUAUUAUAUAUUCAUUUCAUCCCAAAACGAACAUCGGAAAGCUACAACUUCUAGUGUACUGGAAAACGGUGUAACCUAGGUUACAAGUGAAAAAUCCAAAAAAAAACUACAACACAAAUCAAAAGCAUAGAAGAUAUAAGUCAUAGGAAAGAAAGCAUAGAGGAAACUGAAGCUUCCUACUCCGGUUGGACACAAUGUUCAUCAGAUCUUCGGGCUUCACUAGCUCAGGUUGUCCAAUCCCAAACCGUUCUGUCACCAUCAACCAGAGAUCACACACUGGAGGAUCCCGCAGACAUAAGAUGCUGACAUCGAUGGAAGACGUCUUUUAACUUUAACCGUCGUUUACUGAGAAAAAUAUUCUUCGUUUCACAAGUUUGAAGCUUCACAUAUCUAAAUCCCUACGAGCACAUGAGCGAGGAUUCCAGACCGACGAGAAACAAGUUACCAGAAACCGCUAUCCUGGAAAACAGAUCCGCCAACACCAAAACCCUCACGACAAACAGAGAUCGAUCUGAGCUCUGAUGAUUAACUAGCAGAAGUCGGUGGUCUCACUAUCGUCCUCAGAACAGCGAGCACACACAGAAUAACCGACGAGCCACUAGAGCAAACAGAUCUUAUAGUGGUCUAUCGUGAAUAGACCCGUCCGGUUAGCCACAUGGAGAGAGAUACCGCCAUGACUCUUUAGAAAGUUAGUUAAUCCGUCAAGUAGAGCAUAUUCCGAGUGAGGGUGACCCUAGCAACUCCAAUAGAGGCACCGUAUGUCGUUGAAUCUCCACCCACAGUGACUACAAGAUUAUUGAUUAGAGUAAAUUAAGAGAGGGACGUGUGUUAUUCAAACGCCACUCAAAAGCUUUUUUAAAAAUUAGAUGAUUAAAUUUAAGGUUUAACAUUAGAACCGAGAUUAGAGUUGAAAUUUAGAAUUUAGAGUAAUUUUGUUUUUAAUGUUAUUUUAAGGUCCAAUAAAUAUUAUUUUUAAUUUGUUUUUUCUUAUGACUAUGUGAUAUCAUUGUGAUAAAAUGCAGAUUACUAAUAUCAGUAGGACUUGUCCAUAUCAACCGAAAUGUUGCACCGACUCGGUUCGGUUCAGUUCACGGGUGCUAUUAAACAUCGUGUAGUUGUCAAAACAUGAAAACGUCACAAAGUUCUUCCAUGGAAAACCAAAAGGUUCAGAAAUACAGAAUCACCUCUUCCCUCUCUAGGGCACGAAAGCGCGGGAAGCCAAAACAAAAAUCUCAGUGAUCCACCGAUCAUGCCGCACUGCAGGCAGAUCCGUCUACUCCCUUGUGCUUUUGCGAAUUAGGGUUCAUCUCGCUCGAAUCGAAUUAGAAAAAAAGGAGAAAUGGUCUGGAAUUACCCAGAAAUUUCCAAGGAAGAUUUCACGAAGCUACUGAAAGGGUUUGUAGAUUUGCUCAUCCUCGCAUCUGGGUUUCAAUCUUCUGGCGUUCCCGCUCACUGGGACGCCGAGAAUUGCAGGAAAGCUCUUCAAUGGGGUCUCUUCUUCGAAAACAUGUUAAGAAGCAUUAAUAGUUCAGAGAGAUUUGGGGAAACUGUUAGUGAGGUUGAGGAAGCUAUAUCAGAGAUGAAAUCGAACCCCUUGUUCCCAAAGGUGGGUUCUGACUUGCAGGGUAUGGAGAAUCUGUCGUCAGAUACUCUCUCAAAGGGAAGAGAGUUUGUCCUAGAGCAUUUGAUGAAUAACUCAACGUUGAAGGAUACGCAACUCCAAGUUGUUCUGGUAGCAGCUGUGGAGUCCGGUGAGGGCAUUAUAGACGUAAUUGAUGGGAAGCUCAGUGAGAGGCAAGCUGUUGUGUCACGUGUAUCAGAGCUUGAGACUGGUUUGAAGAUCCUUUCCAAACAAGACAAGGACACAACUUUGUUGGGUGGAGUACAACAGCCUAUUGAGCUUGUAACAUGGAACAAAUGGCAAUCAAAAGGUUUGUCUUAUUUUCUGAGUAAGAGAACUUUGAGAUUGGUAUCGGGAGCCAGCUUGAUAUUUUCUGCACCGAGAGCUCAGUGGGCAGAGGUGUUGAGAAGGCUGCACGUUUCAGCUGAGAACAAAGAGGAUAUAUUCGUGGAAAAGAUUGAGCUACUGUUACUAGGAUGCGUAACAAGCAGAUGGACUCAUUUAAUCGAAGGUAUCAUGUCAGUUUCUUACAAAACUGUCACCGUGUCAGAACAAUACGAGGAGUUGUGUAAGCUACUUCUUCAAAAAUCUAAAGGUUUAAAACAGAAUGAGAUCGCUUUGACUUCAAAGGUUGAAGAGAUUCUUGAGUAUCUAACAGAUAUAUUAAAGAAUCGUUCUCAUCACCUCUGGAAAUUGCCUUCUGCCCUUACCGCAGCUGCAAUUCCACCAUGGUCACCACUUUUUGCUCUGUAUUUUGGCGGAAUGGAGAAACAGUUGAAACUAGACCUCUCAGCAACCAGAUGUUGUAGCUGCGAUAAAGAUCUAAAGGAGCAUAAGGACUGUGAGCUCGCGGAAAGAGUCUGGUGCUUGUACGUAUUCCAUAUUCUCUGCAGAUGCCACCAAACAAUUUAAUGGGUCUUAAACCAUACAAGAAGAUCAGUUCAUCAUGAUCAUAUUGAUGCAGAUAUUUUUUGUGCCUUAGCUUGUAGAUGAAAACAAAAAAAAAGUUUGAUAUGUAUGCUUUCAAUUUCAGUCACCAUCUAUUCAGUAAAUGGAUAAGUAACAGGAAUGAAUCGUUUUUUUUUCUGUAAUUGAAGAUAUUUCCUUUGCUUUUAUUUUUGGUUGUUAUGAAAAUUGAAUUCUCUAUGCUGUUGUUA
Brassica rapa (field mustard) is the source of this 3672-nucleotide messenger RNA. RefSeq lists its product as uncharacterized. The record is from RefSeq and is a predicted model, not a curated record. Gene Ontology annotation, biological process: interstrand cross-link repair. Gene Ontology annotation, cellular component: Fanconi anaemia nuclear complex. NCBI's taxonomy places the organism in Eukaryota, Viridiplantae, Streptophyta, Magnoliopsida, Brassicales, Brassicaceae.